Rotaria sp. Silwood1 is the source of this 3687-nucleotide messenger RNA. The record is from the annotation of a GenBank genome assembly. NCBI's taxonomy places the organism in Eukaryota, Metazoa, Rotifera, Eurotatoria, Philodinida, Philodinidae.
AUGGCCACAGGAUUUGAUGCGUUGAAAAUGAUUAAUCUGAACGAAGCACCUUCAGCAUCGGAUAAACUCAAGUUUCGUCUUUUUAACUUGGAUGAUGGUCUUGGUAAAACUUAUUUGUUCGAUGCCGACGGUAUACAACAUAGCUACACAACAUCUCGUUACGUCCAAGCCACAAAAAUCAACAUGAAAACAAAAGUUGCUAUUGAAACAAUCAGCAAAACGUAUCAAGAAUUUCGACGUAGUUACUUUCGAUCAUACUCCUUUACUGUUGGUAUUCCUAUACCAUUAGGAGUAGCUACAUUUGAUAUUUCUUUUGGAUAUCAUCGUACUUUGUCCCAAGUCUAUGAAACGAUUACCAAGAAAGAAGGAUCGGUCGGAAUAUCAUCAGAUUGGUGGGGAAUAUACAAUGUCCAUCUGGCUCCAACAUAUUUACUAAAAUUUGAUUCACUGUUCACAGCAGCUCUUGAUAAACUCGUCUCUAACCCUACGACAUCAAAAGAUCAAGCCUACUACAAUCGUCUCAUCGAAACAUUUGGCACUCACUAUGUCUCAGCAGUCAUUGUUGGUGGACUUGGUAAUCUUUAUACAUACAUUACUAGUAAUUAUGCAAAAGAAUAUAGUCGUUCAGCUGUUGAAGAAGGAAUUAGAAUUGGUUUUAGUGUUGCUAUGAACAGCGGUUUGGUAGGAGCUGGAGGAAAUAGUGUUUAUACUUGGGGUGAAGAAACAUCCAGUCUUACUGAAGAAUUCAAACAAAAUUCUGAAAUGCAAACGAAAUUUAUUCCAGCUGUUAUAAUCUCACCUCAGAAUGAAAGACGACAGUGGGAUGUUUGGAAGAACCAAACAUUAUUGGAACCAGCAGUUGUCAACCGUACACUUUCUCCUCUUGUCGAUCUUCUUCUUGACUAUCCAGAUGAAGUUCAAAAGCACUUGCAGGCAACCAUUGAUUAUUACCUUCUCAAUGGAGUUCUUCCAACGUUAAAUCAAGUGUUAAGUAGCAAGUCCAGACGAAAGAAACGUGCUCUCAUCAAUUUGAAUCAAGCCAGGCCAAUACCAGGUCUUGAUGUUGUGGGUUGUGGAUUCGACAUUGGUGAUAUUGAAAGUCGUCAAUGCCUCUUUGACCUAUCGACAAAUACGAAUACUACUUCUUCGUGGAUUGAUGUCUAUAACAAUGAUAAAACUUACAUGAUUCCACCUAAUUUUUUUGUCUCAGAUAAACGUGAUGCCAGUGCAAUGUAUGAAAGCAGAUUCUUCAAAACACUUGAUGAAUUCUUUCAAAUGUCUAUCUACAGUAUACAAGAAGAUAAUAAUGGCUUCCUUGGCUUAGGAGCAACAUCAAAACGUAAAGACAUUAUUGAGAAAUACCGUCAAUUCUACGACUAUAAGUAUCAAAUGGCUUGGACACGAAGACAAAUCUCAAUGUACACACUUUCCCUAGCCACGUUUCCAACCCCACAAUUCAAUGACAUAACGCAACAAGCUAUUGAUCAACUACCUAAUACAUUUGAUAACAGCUCCAUUUCAAAUAUAAAAAAAUGGAAAGCAUUCUUCAAUGCCUAUGGAACACAUUUUGUUGCCAGUUCAGACAUGGGUGGUUUAUUGUGGGCAGAAGAUUAUUUUGAAGGAUGUUUAAUUACAAAAUAUAGUGAAAGAUGGGUUAGAGAACAAUUGAGAAGAAGUUAUUGGUUUUUUGGUGAUAUAACCUAUUCAGAAAGUUAUACAAUGAAUGUUGAUCAAAUCUACAAAACAUAUAGGUUAUCUAUGUCAAAAUUGAUUGGUGGUAUUGAUAAUAAUCCAGGUAAAGCCUCCUCAAUUGAACCCUAUGUGAUUAAUGCUUGGAUUUCAACACUUAAAAAUCAUCCACAACCUAUUAAUUAUCGUCUUCUACCAAUUUACACACUACUUCCAAAAGGUGAUAAAAAAGCAGCAAUGAAAACUGCAACAUAUUAUUUUCGUUUACAAGCAGCUGCAGAUGCAAAUCUCUACAUCCAACGUCUGCAAACACAUCCAAAUCCACCACCUCUACCAAAAUUAGAUUGUUCUCCAACUGCACGACAGAGAAAACGUGCUAUCAAGAGCUCUGCAUUCGAUCUAACAAGAGCACGAAAAAGUCUUUGUCCAGUUGUUGGAUUUCGAGGAACAUUCUGUCCAGGUGAUCCAACUUGGAGUAUCAAUUUCACAAACUCAUCACUCACCUCUAAAGCUCUAUCACUCUUGCCACGACGAAAUUUACCAAACGGUGUGGGUAUGGCUAUUGACAUUAGUAAUGGAAAUGUUCUUUUGCCAGCUCUGCAACUCACGUAUCCUCUCUCUCUUUCAUCUGGUUCUGUAUGGAAAGAUCCACAUUCUGGUCGAAUCUUUAUCUUGCCGAAUGAAGUUAGUCUCGAACCAUUGAAUGAUAAUUCACUUGAUGUUAAUGUUAGUUUGUAUUCCACUCCAGCUGAAUUCAUAGAUGCAUGGUUACGUGUAGGAGUUGAUAGUGAUUGGUCUGCAAGUCUUCUCUCCAAUCUUCAAGACAUUUCGAAUAUUGAUUCGACAUAUUUUUCAGAUGAUCAAGGAACUGCUAUUGCACAGAAUUAUAGUAAACUCUAUAAUCUACGUGUUAAAGGAAUUGAUGAUUCAAUUUCACUACCUUUGAACUCAUAUGCUCGUACUGCAAUAAAUGCACUAACUGCUACUUAUGAUGAGGAUCUUUACAAUGCAUUUUUCAAUGCUUGGGGAACUCAUAUAGUUGUUGAAACAACAGUUGGUGGUAUUACUGAAAAACAAAUUCUAUUUCAAAAAUGUUUAAAUUCAAGUGUAGCACGGUUAAAUGUUAAAGCAGAACUUCUUUCAAAACGUUCAUGUAUCAAUGAAGAUUAUCAUAAAUGGCGGAAAUCAUUUAGUGAUCGUCGUAUUGGUGGAAAUGUUGAUCUGAUUCAAGAUACAAAUGAAUGGUUUCGUACACUAGCUUAUGCUCCUGCAAUGAUUUCCGCUAAACGUUAUGUUUCAUGGACUGAUAUUGUAACAAAUCCAUCUAUAAAACAAAAUUUGCAAGAUGCAAUUAACAGACGAAUUAAUAAUGCCAAUGAAGAUCGACAAGAACAAGUAAAUAAAGUGUUUGAACAACGAAAACUUAAAAAUAUUCCAGCUAAUUUGAUCCUGUGGAGAGUAACUCAGAUUGAUGAUUUAACGAAUUCUUCGGUGAUUUCAUACCCAAUAGCUUCUAUUCCUGCCCUCCUUCAAAAUAUUAACAUUUGCGGUUCGGGUCAAACGCAAAACGAACUUUUAGGCUCUUCUUGUACAUUUACAAUCAAGAUGACUGCUUGUGGAUUACAAUCAAAUUCUCUUACUGAUAGAAUUACAGAAGUACCCAUUUCAUAUGAAAGAAAUUUAGUUACGGGAGAUUUUCGUGUUACAGCUUUGAGACAGUAUGGCAUUGGUGGAGAUAAAACUCCAUUCAAAAAUUAUGAUCUUGUUGGUAACUGGGUUAGAAGUGGUUGUUCAGAGAUUAUAAAUAAUCAAUGUGGGCUAUUAGCACUGGGUAGUGUUCAUCGAGUUCAAUUAUGUACACGUUGUUAUGUGCUUUGUGCUAACGCGAUGAACACUGAUUUAGCAAGUCGUUGUACAUGUCCAUCAUUGGCUGACAAUAAUUGUCCAGCUUAUUCGGAAGCAGGACCUUAUCAACCAUAUUGCAAUAACGAAGGAUGA